AAUAAUCAUGGUAACAGCUCCAAUUAGAAAUUCGGGGACCCUUUGCCCGAACGAUGUUUGCCUGAAAAUGUUGUGGGCGUGCUACUGCUACUCCCGCUGCUUUGGAAUAGUUUACUACAGUUUUGAACGGCGUAAGAUUGCCAACUCUAACGCAACAGCAAGUCAUUGCGAACACAGGCAGAGUUUGUUCCUGCCAUCAACACCUAAGAUUUACCAUACUAAAUUCCGCGACAAUAUCCCACUGAUAGCCUACGAAACGAAGUGGAUGGCUUGGCUCAACAUUAUAAGUCGGAUAAUUUGUUGCUCAUUAUUUUUCUAUGGCGCAUUGAAAAUGUGGAAGUUGGACGACUACUUUUACAUAUACGUCAUGAUUCAGGUUUUUUUCCUCACCGCAUGUCCCCUGGUCGAGGCUUUGACUAAUUUUCGCAACAGACGAGAAUUUGUGUCCGCCAUUAAUGAGCUUUUAAAAUUAAUGCGUGAACUCGAAGAGUUGCAACCGAAUUACAAACUAUUUUGCUGGACUCACGUGGCCUUGCUGGGCCUGAAGCUGUCAUCAUUCGCCUACGAACUCGCCUGCAUUGUACAGGAAAUACACUUCACGCUCGACAACGGAGAUUUCUAUUCGAUUUCGCUGCUGAUUUUGGAGAUGUAUUUGAUGGUUGCCGUCUGGCUGAGCCUGCAUCUGAUCAGCAUUUUGUACAUUUGUUCCGACGCGUUGUUUGGUGCCCUGAAUCACUACAUGAGGCACAAUUUUAUUCCACGGAUCAAAGCCGUUGAAACACACAUCAUAUGUUUGUCAUCGCCCAGCUAUGUGAAUGGCCUAUACAUCGACCUGAGUGUCUUCUCGGAUUUUAUGAUCCGCGUUCAACGAAAUGCUCUGGACCUGCAUAACCUAUGUCAACUUCUGGUAGUGACCACUAUUCUCUUCAUUUACUGGGGCACUAUUUGUGUAAUCUACUACAUGGUCUGGCAAUAUUAUGAAGUCAAUCUGAUCCACAGUCGGUAUAUUUUCUUUAUUUUGAAGCUGCUAUUCGACAUUGGCUUACUGUCCCUCACCGGCCACCGCGUAAUUAGAGCUUCGCAAUUAGUUCGAUGUAUGGGGUUGGAGAAUGCCGCAAUGACUGACGAUAAGAAAUGGAAUAGGGAAAUUGAAUUGUUCCUGCAUCGGCUCAGCUUGAACGAAUUUAAGUUAAAUAUUUUUGGCAUGUUCGAUGUCAGCAAUGCAUUGACUCUGGCAUUCAUUUCCGGAAUUCUCACCUCGGUUAGUAUAUUUGUACCGUUCUCCAUUAAAACCUACCGCAUACAGCAGUUCCUAGAAAAUCGGAGUUCAAUGUGAGCUAAAAAUGAAAAUAAGGCACAGCACGGAGCACUUGCGUCGUCAUGGUUAACCACAGACCGUGACUGGAAACAGGUGAUUGCCAUUGAAUGUAAAUUUGGUUCGAAAAGGACGUUAGCGUCGAACUUUCACCCUAUAUUAAUGUAUGUUAAUGGGUUGCUGUAACGUUUAUAAAUAAAAACCCACAACUGUAUUAAAACGUAACUAACCCUUUUUUCGUGUUUUAAUUUGGUGGCAAAUACCAUAAAACCAGCUUUGUAGGAAAAUUGCACUCUCCCCGAAUAGUGGUUCCAAUAAAGUUUCGGGUGAAAUUGAC
This is a messenger RNA of Musca domestica (house fly), 1652 nucleotides long. Its product is annotated as putative gustatory receptor 93b. Bases 8 to 1336 code for a protein of 442 amino acids. The record is from RefSeq and is a predicted model, not a curated record. Gene Ontology annotation, cellular component: membrane. Gene Ontology annotation, biological process: sensory perception of taste. The transcript is spliced from 2 exons. NCBI's taxonomy places the organism in Eukaryota, Metazoa, Arthropoda, Insecta, Diptera, Muscidae.